This is a messenger RNA of Cornus florida, 1956 nucleotides long. Its product is annotated as beta-glucosidase 13-like. The transcript is spliced from 13 exons. Gene Ontology annotation, biological process: carbohydrate metabolic process. The record is from RefSeq and is a predicted model, not a curated record. Lineage: Eukaryota; Viridiplantae; Streptophyta; Magnoliopsida; Cornales; Cornaceae. Gene Ontology annotation, molecular function: beta-glucosidase activity. The coding region runs from base 176 to 1810 and encodes 544 amino acids.
UAUCAAGGAGUUGAACUGUGGUAUAAAGAAAAGCUAUCACACACACACACAUAUAUAUAUAUAUAGAUAACACUGAUCAUUCGUUAGUAUCAUUACCCUUUUGUAUCCUAUAAUUGAGUACUAAUAUCUACAUAUAGAGUAUAGAGAUCGAUCAUAGAUAACUGUAAAGUCACCUAUGGAAAUAAGAAGUCUUUUCCUCUUCUGCUGGCUGACUCUGAUGACUCACUUUCAGCAGCUGGGUCGUGCCAAAGUUGUAAAGUGCAGUCCUCCUCAUCACUCAGCUCAACUCAAUCGGAGCAGUUUUCCAGAUGGAUUUGUAUUCGGAGCAGCGUCGUCGUCGUACCAGUAUGAAGGGGAAGCAUCUGAGGAUGGUAGAAAACCUAGUAUGUGGGAUAUCUUCACUCACGAACAUCCAGAAAAAAUUGAGGAUCAUAGUACGGGUGAUGUGGCGGAUGACUUUUAUCAUCGUUACAAGGAGGACAUAAUUCAGAUGAAAGAGAUGGGAUUGGAUGCAUUCAAAUUCUCCAUCUCAUGGUCCAGAGUAUUACCUAGCGGAAAAAUUAGUGGAGGAGUGAACCCACUAGGUGUCAAAUUCUACAACGAUUUCAUUGACAAUCUCCUAUUUAAAGGUUUGCAGCCAUAUGUGACUCUAUUUCACUGGGAUUUACCACAAGCCCUCAUUGAUGAAUAUGGUGGAUUCUUAAGCCAAAAUAUUGUGGAUGAUUUUAACAACUAUGUUAACUUUUGUUUCAAAACAUUUGGCAAUCGAGUGAAGCAUUGGUUAACAUUGAAUGAACCAUAUGAAUUUACUAUAUAUGGAUACGCCUAUGGCACGUAUGCACCUGGUCGAUGUUCUAACUACAUCGGAAAUUGCACGUGUGGGAAUUCAGCAACCGAACCCUACGUAGUUGGGCACCACCUGAUUCUUUCCCAUGCUGCAGCAGUGAAGUUGUAUAGAGAGAGAUACAAGGCUUCUCAAAAGGGCCAAAUUGGGGUCACAUUAUCGUCCAAAUGGUAUGUGCCAAUUUCUCAAAAUGUCGCCAACCAAAAGGCUGCUUUAAGGGCUCUUGAUUUUCAAUUGGGAUGGUUUUUACAUCCAAUGACAUAUGGUGAAUAUCCUAAAAACAUGCUGUCCUUGGUGAAAGAAAGAUUACCAAAAUUCACUGAGACGCAAUCCCAUAUGCUGAAAAAUUCUUAUGAUUUCCUUGGCAUAAAUUACUACACUUCAUUUUAUGUUGCGAAUGCCAUGCUUUUACCGAGUAUGAAGUUGAGCAUGACAACAGAUUCUCGUGCUAUAUUAUCUUAUCAGAAAAAUGGAGUUCCUAUUGGUCAACCGACUGCUUUGAGUUGGCUUCACGUGUGUCCACAAGGGAUUCGAGAGCUUGUGCUAUAUAUAAAAGAUUACUAUGGAAAUCCACCUAUUGUGAUUACAGAAAAUGGGGUUGCAGAUGCAAAUAAUAGCACUUUACCAGUUGAAGAAGCCUUACAUGAUAACUUGAGGAUAAUUUACCACCAUGGACAUCUAACAUAUCUUUCAAAAGCUAUCAAGGAAGGCGUUAAUGUGAAAGGAUACUUUGUAUGGUCAUUUCUUGACGACUUUGAAUGGGCAUAUGGUUUCAGUGCUCGAUUUGGCAUGAAUUAUGUAGAUUAUAAGAAUGGGUUGAAAAGAUACCCCAAAUGCUCUGCUUUGUGGUUUAAGAGGUUUCUUCAAAGGAAGAAGUUACUCUUUAGGCCGUCUAUGUCGCACUGGCUUGUGAAGGGCAAUAACACACAAUUCAUGAGUAAAGAUUCUUAUCUUGUAUCUGUAUGAUCAUUUCCUUGUUGAAACAAUACAAAAUUUCAAAAUUUCCAAUUAAGUAGAUAAAUUUAAAAUGGACAGAUUCUUUCUUAUUCUCUCUGUACCUUCAACUACGUGGAAACAUCAGUAGUGAAUCAAUCUAAUUCUUUAUUUUAUUA